Molecule: messenger RNA, 1857 nt
Organism: Hirundo rustica (Barn swallow)
Lineage: Eukaryota; Metazoa; Chordata; Aves; Passeriformes; Hirundinidae
Gene: PRDM13
Product: PR/SET domain 13
Cellular component (GO): nucleus
Molecular function (GO): protein binding
Source: RefSeq, a predicted model, not a curated record
AUGCAAACCGGCAGGGCUCCGGCCAUCAGCGUCAGCGCGGAGAGCUGCAUCCCGGCUGGGCUGCGCCUGGGUCCUGUGCCGGGCACCUUCAAACUGGGCAAGUACCUGUCAGACCGCAAGGAGCCAGGACCCAAAAAAAAGGUGCGGAUGGUCAGAGGGGAAUUAGUGGAUGAAGCCGGGAGCUCAGCUCUGGAAUGGAUAGGGUUAAUCCGAGCUGCCCGAAACUCCCAAGAGCAGACACUGGAGGCUGUUGCGGAUCUGCCAGGAGGACAGAUUUUCUACCGGGCGCUGCGAGAUGUCCAGCCGGGAGAGGAGCUCACCGUCUGGUACUCCAACCCUCUGGCGCAGUGGUUUGACAUCCCCGUCACGGCCACGCCGACGCACGACGAGAAAGGGGAGGAGCGGUACAUCUGCUGGUACUGCUGGAGGACCUUCAAGUACCCCAACAGCCUCAAGGCCCACGUCCACUUCCACUGCGCUCUGAGCCACGGCCGGCCCUUCCCCCAUCACGACCACGGCCGGCCCGCUGCCACAGCCUUCGGCCUGCCCCCCAAGGAGCCCCGGCCCGCCUCGCUGCGCGGCCACCCGCCGCCCGGCUGCGGCCCUCGGGAGGCCGUCAAGCGGGAGGCCGUCGCCGCCUCCCCGCCGCUCGCCAAGCCGGCGCUGCCUAAGCGGGCGACGGGCAAGGAGGAGCAGGAGCGCGCCCUGGACAUGAGCGUGGGGGCCGCCCGCGGGCCGGGGCCGCUGCUGGGGCCAGCGGGCGGCAACGGGCUGGCGCUGUGCCCCGGGGCGCGCUCGGCCUUCCGCCCCGCCGGCUCGCUGCGGGAAGAGGCGCGGAGCGCCGCCGCCCUCGGCUUCUCCAAACUGCUGGGGGACUGAACGGGACGUGCCGCCGCCGAGGCGCCGCCUAAGUGCGGAGCGCUGCCGGGGGAGGCCGCCCCGCAGGCAGCGGCGGCGGGGCUGGCUUGUGGCGGCGGGCUGCGCGCCUUCCCGCUCCUGUCGCCGCUGGAGGAGGCCUCGGCCUUCCGGCAGGUGGAGCGGGGGCUGCCCGCGGCCGCGCUGCCGCCCGCCCGCUACCCGCCGCUGCCCGGCGGGGCCCUGGAGCGCUUCGCGCUGCCGCCCUUCGAGGGGCUGAAGGCGUACGCGGGGGAGUGCGGGCUGCCGGUGAUGCCGCUCACCGUCUACAACGGGGAGCUGCUCUACGGGGCCGCGCCCUACUACCCGCUGAAGCUGCACCUCGGCGGCCUCCUCAAGUACCCCGAGUCGGUGUCGUACUUCGCGGGACCGGCGGCGGGUCUCCACGCCGCAGAGCUGGGCUCGCUGGCCAGCAUCGACCGGGAGAUCGCCAUGCACACGCAGCAGCUCUCCGAGCUGGCGGCCGAGAAAGGCCGAGGGAGGCUGGAGGCGCUGCCGGCGGGGGCGGCCGGGGCGGCCGGAGGGAAACCCAAGACCGGGCACCUGUGCCUGUACUGCGGGAAGCUGUACUCCCGCAAGUACGGGCUGAAAAUCCACAUGCGGACUCACACCGGCUACAAGCCGCUUAAGUGCAAGGUCUGUCUGCGGCCCUUCGGGGAUCCCAGCAAUCUCAACAAACACAUCCGCCUGCACGCCGAGGGCAACACGCCCUACCGCUGCGAGUACUGCGGCAAGGUGCUGGUGCGGCGCCGCGACCUGGAGCGGCACGUCAAAUCCCGGCACCCGGGGCAGAGCCUCGGCAAGGCGGCCGAGGACAAGAGUGACUCUGGCUACGCGCAGCCCGAGCAGGAGCAAAAGACUGACAACGAGAGCGACGUGGACGUCUGCUUCACCGACGACCAGAGCGACCAGGAGAGCUGCAGCCGGCACCGCGAGCAGUGA